ACCUCCAGGGUCCGAAUGUUUACAUUACAAACAUUCGGUUCCAGCGCCACCAAUCGGUCAGCCCCUCAGCAACAGAACAAGAAACAAAAUGCAUUCCUGCUUCACCUGCCCGACAAAUCACAGGUAAUAAAACCGUGUGGCCCCAGUCUGAGCUGAGAGUUAGCCGUGUAGGUUCGCUUCAAGGACGCAGCAGAGCAGAAGAGCAGGAGGGCGCAGGAAUUGGAGAAGGACGAGGUGGACAUGCUCUCGCAGGACGCCCAGCUCUCAGGCAGACUCAACCCUUGCGCAGAGGUGCCGGAGCACCCGCAGGCCGACCCCCAACAGGAAGCCCCCGGCGACCCGUCUGCCCCCGCGGCUGCCCCCGCUGACGUCUCGGACUUUUGCGAAAAGGUGGACGCUGCAGAGGAGGCUUGCUUGACCAGCGUGGCGCUUGAUUCCAUGAGCUGCACCAUGUGUCCGUCGGGGUUGCUGAACCCCUUCUUGACCGGCGACACCGACGCGUUGGACGUGCUGCACGCCGCCACCGAAGCCGCCCUCGCCGUCAGCAACGGCUCCGGCUCGGCCGCUGCCCCGAUCGACGAUUUUUCCGUGAGGGAUCAUUCUGAUACUCCAAGCUACUUCAGUCUCCCAGACAAUGUCUACAACUUCAACAUCUCCGACUGCCUGGGGAUCCCCGAUGACCCCCAAGGCCAAUACGUGUCGCGAAACUGCGUUGUCUUUACUAACUACAGCACCCGCGACGCUGCCACCGAGGUUGAAUACCAUUUCAAUCGCUCCUUAAAUAAAGAGCACGGGCAAACGAUUUUGGGGAAACCAUCCGUGUUCGAAUUGAGAAACAAGCUGACAACGGACAACACCUACGGCAGCCACAUGACCCACUGUCCCACCUAUUCAUCGAAAAGGAGCACCAACUCUUUGCCGCUAUCUGCUGGGUCGUACCCUUCGAUGAGUCACGGCCCGCGGCCGCUGCAGUGGUCUCCAUCGCUGCCACAGGCCUUCAACCCGUCUCCUAGUCGCUGCCCCUUGCCCUCAGUGCAUGCGUUCAACGCGUAUUGGAGCGGCGAGUACCACAGCGCCUCGUGUCCCAACACGCCGCUGCAGCACCCCACUGCCUCUGGACAACAGGUCUUUCAGUUCAACUCAUCCAUCACUGCAGGAAGUGACUCUUCUACAGUCGUGCCCCAGCAGCGUGAGUUCUGGUACUAGUGAGCAAAAAGGAGACCUCCACGUAACUAGAGAUUUGCCCUAUAUUUCCUCCUCCAGAACUAAUUUAUCCUGUUUUCCAUAAAUUUGUCAAAAGCUGUGUUAAUUCUUCAGUUUCUGUUUUAAUUUAUUGCAAUUUUACGAAAAUUUGCACUAUGUAUCAUGGCCCAAAAUUUAGUACAAAUGCACGUUCAGGUAUAACAUAA
Molecule: messenger RNA, 1409 nt
Organism: Cloeon dipterum
Lineage: Eukaryota; Metazoa; Arthropoda; Insecta; Ephemeroptera; Baetidae
Exons: 7
Coding region: 241-1206 (321 amino acids)
Biological process (GO): regulation of DNA-templated transcription
Cellular component (GO): nucleus
Source: RefSeq, a predicted model, not a curated record